Trichoplusia ni (cabbage looper) is the source of this 3210-nucleotide messenger RNA. Its product is annotated as oxysterol-binding protein-related protein 1. NCBI's taxonomy places the organism in Eukaryota, Metazoa, Arthropoda, Insecta, Lepidoptera, Noctuidae. Bases 487 to 1839 code for a protein of 450 amino acids. Gene Ontology annotation, cellular component: cytosol; membrane; intracellular membrane-bounded organelle. Gene Ontology annotation, molecular function: sterol binding. The record is from RefSeq and is a predicted model, not a curated record. The transcript is spliced from 10 exons.
UUUUAAUAAGAUCCAUGUUUAUUUGGAUAUUUUCGUGUUAAGUCAAUGUUAAGCAAAGGAAAUUUGCAAACAUUUGGGUAGCCGCAACAGAGUCCGAGGUCCCACGGUGUGCGCCAAGAUACCUAUGCGGCGGCGCGGGGGGUGCCGGCGCGGGGCGGGGAGGGGGGCCCGCGGUCUCGCCCGGCUCCUCAUCGCCAGUUGCGCCGCAGCGUUUGCCGCGCGCUCACGUUUGCUAGCGCCCGCGAUUGUGCACGAUCACCCACACAUGACCUAGACACCGAAACUUUAAAACUAAAUUAUCUAAAAACUAUUCCAAUCAUUAUGGAAACUAAAUAGUGUUGACAAAAUAAACAAUUGAAUAGUGCUGUGUAAUUUGAACUUGGAUCGUUCGUCGAGUGUUCGGGUGUGUUCGGGUCUCAUCGUAUAAGUUCGGACGACGUCGGGUGCAGUCGGACGGAGCCGAACGGAGUGGAGUGGAGGUGUAAGAUGGAAGAUAAUGCUGACAGGCAGUGUAAAUAUAGAACCUCCCUCCCAGUGGCUCAAUUUAGCCGCGGCGACUUCUCCCUCUGGUCUGUAUUGAAGAACUGCGUCGGUAAGGAGCUGUCGAAGAUCACGAUGCCGGUGGUGUUCAACGAGCCGCUGUCGUUCCUACAGCGGAUGCUGGAGUACCUGGAGUACGCGCACCUGCUGCGCAUGGCCUCGGAGCAGACCGACCCUGUGGCCAGGAUGGAGUAUAUCGCUGCAUUUGCUGUCAGCGCACUAGCAUCGAACUGGGAGCGCCUGGGCAAGCCAUUCAACCCCCUGCUGGGAGAAACAUAUGAACUCGAACGUCCUGAAUUCAGAGCUGUUUGUGAACAGGUGUCCCACCACCCCCCGGUGUCAGCCUUCCACGCGGACAGCCCUCACUUCGUGUUCCACGGCUCCGUGCAUCCCAAGCUCAAGUUCUGCGGCAAGAGCGUCGAGAUACAGCCCAAGGGACACGUCACUGUGGAGUUGCCAAGGUGGGGUGAAGCCUACACUUGGAGUAACGUGAACUGCUGCGUCCACAAUGUGAUCGUGGGCAAGCUGUGGAUCGAGCAGUUUGGAGCCAUGGAGGUGACAUGCCACGGCGGUGCCGGCCUGAAGGCCAACCUCGUGUUCAAGCCGGCUGGCUUCAAUAACAGGGACCUGCAUCGAGUUGAUGGCUUCAUUGUUGAUGCUAAUAAGAAACGCAUCAAGUUCCUGUACGGCAAGUGGACGGAGUACAUCAAGUGCUGCAGCGCGGCGGCCUACGAGCAGUGGGCGAAGGAGAAGGGUGACGAGGCGUCCUCGCAGACACCCUCGCACACGCCCAAGAAGAUGCUCGCCAAGCUCAACAGCUUCAAAGUUGGGGCGCUGCGCUCCAUGUCUAUACAGGAUUCAGACGAUGCUGAGAACUCGGAAGACGUGCCGAAGUCGGACGACACGAACAACAUCGACAUCGCCGGCUCCGUCACGUUGUGGGAGGCCAGGCCAAGACCAGCCACCAGCGCACAGUAUUACCAGUUCACGGAAUUCGCGAUGUCCCUGAACGAAUUGGAGCGUGACAUGAAGGGGCAGCUGUGUCCCACGGACAGCCGGCUGCGGCCCGACAUCCGGCUGCUGGAGCAGGGCGAGAUCGACGCAGCAGCCGCCGAGAAGACCCGCCUCGAGGAGAAGCAGAGGACCGCCAGGAAACUACUCAAGAAGUCACCUGAGGCUUGGCAGCCGAGGUGGUUCAGCCAAGGCACAAACCCCUACACUAAACAGGAGGACUGGCUCUACAACGGCGGCUACUGGGACCGCAACUACCAACACUUGAAAGACGUCGAUAUAUUUUAAACCUUAACAGCGUACAAAUACGACUUGAAUUACUAUAAAUUUUGUUUUUGCUACAUUACAGACUAAGCUAUUGAUAUUUUUGUGCCAAAUGAUAUUAUUUACUAGUUGAGUUAAUGAUACAAUUUUUUUUUAGUUUUUUAUUAUACUAUGAUAAUGUGUCGUUCUAAAAUUUAAUUGAUACAAUAUGUUGGAAAGGAAAGGGGCACAAUAAUUGAAAUUGAAGUUUUGUAGGUAUGUGUGUAGUACCAAAGAGUAUUUAACAGAUAUAGUUAAGGGCCAUUAAAAUCUCCCUGAAGUACGUAUUAAUAUUUCUGAGUGUUGCAUUUAAUGAAGUAGGUACGUGACAAGUGGAGUGAAUAAUUUGAAAUUAUUGUGGUGGAGUGGAUUUAAUGAAAAAUAAAUAAAAAAGUAAAUGAUAUAUUUGGCAAAGUAAAGUAAAAUAAGUUGAGAUUUACCUUAGAACCUUAUGGUGAGAUUAUUAAAAAAAAAAUACUAUUAUUUAUUUUGUAGUUAUUAUGCAAUUGUACAUUAUUUUAGUUCCGCUACAAUGCAUUUAUUUUCAUUAUUGCUAAACUCUCAUUUAUUCUAUCGGGUUUUAAUCUUUUUUUUCUGUUUUUUUGGCACUGUUCUACUUACCUCUGAGCUAUGGCCUCAAAAACUGUAAAUAAGCAAAUUGAAAAUAAAAAAAAAGAUUAAAAUGUGUAUUUAAAAAGUGAAUAUAAAAUAUUAUAUAGUAGUGGACCAGAUGAAAUGGAAUUAUAACGAAAGAUAAAUAUUUUCAUCGCGAUUUGUGUAAAAUACGACGGUUACGACUAUUGUGGCGAAGAUUAUGACGAAAAUAAAUGUGACUGAGUUUAUGAAGAUCAUCAGUCGAAGUAGCAGGAUCUCUUAGAGAAAGACAAUUGGUAUGGCGAAGCGACACGGUGCAAAGCAAUGCCCAUAGCUGCAUCUCGCUUACACUAAAGUACAAAUUUAGUGAUUUACUUUUUUCCGGGAUUGAACAGCUAAUGUCUUCAAACCACAUGGUAGGUAUAUCGUCAUUUGAUCUUUUGCUCCUGCUAGUAUAGUCCUUCGCAAAGAGACUUUAUCUCGAAAGAAGAGCUUGCUAGCUUUAGCUCGAAGAGCACAUCUCACAACGGCACAACGCAUAAGAAUGCUGAAACUGCAAUGAAAGACAUAAAUUAGAGUCAUAACCUUUGCCUAAAAAGUCAAAAAUCUAAAUUACAUUCAUGAAUAUAAUUAGAAAUUAAGAUUGUUUAAGUGUGCUUACGAUGUGUAAGGUAGUGUUAAGAUUGAAAACGUGUACUUAAUGUAAUUCUUGUAUAUUAAUUUAUCGCUUAAUGUUAAAUAUUUUAUUUAAAUGAAUAUUGU